Messenger RNA from Sebastes umbrosus (honeycomb rockfish), 1360 nucleotides. It is a transcript of the gene c22h11orf68, whose product is annotated as chromosome 22 C11orf68 homolog. The coding region runs from base 216 to 959 and encodes 247 amino acids. The transcript has 2 exons. NCBI's taxonomy places the organism in Eukaryota, Metazoa, Chordata, Actinopteri, Perciformes, Sebastidae. The record is from RefSeq and is a predicted model, not a curated record.
AAAGGUUGCAGGUUGCUGACCCCUGUCUCUGGUCUAGAUGGAGUUUUGGACACAGAGGAUGUGAGUGCACCGUUACCGUAAUUGCACGAAAAAAUAGACAGACGCGCAACAGAAUUCCAGCUAGCUCCAGCACCUGCAGUCUGCUUGUUGCGGAAGAACAACAGACUCAAACAUCCACUCAGGGCUUCUUCAGUUGCCUCACACUGACGAGCACUAUGGAGGAGGAAGAGGCCCCUGUAGAAGGCGAGGUGAAGACCCCCUUUGCUGCAGAGACCUAUGCAGCUGAGGCCAUGGCUGCAGACAUGGACCCCUGGAUUGUGUUCGACUCCAGAAGAACCCCCAGAUCUGAGUUUGACGCCUGGCUGGAGAGCAACGGGCCCUCGCGAGUGGACAGAUUUGGAGACGAGGAAGGCGGCGUUAGCCCCGUGGGGUGGAUCGCCGUGCUGGGUCUGAACCACUGCCCCAACGUUGGGGACGUCGUGGGCCUCCAGGAGAGCUGGGAGAAACUUUUGGCCAGUGGCCGGCCCGUCGGCUUCCAGACGGUGAAGGAGCUGGCCCUGAACCACGGCGUGCUCUCGGGCAAAUGGCUGAUGCACUUGGACUGUGGUUUCAAGUUGGACAACGCCUGGGAGUGCGUGGCCAGGGCGGCCCUGGAUGGCAAGAUCUCCCUCGCUAAAGUCAGCCCCCAUAAUCCAAAAGGAGAGGGCAAGCAGGUCAUUUGUGCCUAUAACCAGAACUUCACUGACGAGAGUGAGGUCAUACGGCUGGACGGGGUCAUCCGCGCCACGGGGAUCAAAUGCCCCCUCACCUACAAGCCGGACGUUUACACUUACCUGGGAAUCUACCGGAACAACCGCUUUAAACUGUGUCCGACCAUAUACGAGAGCAAGUUUGACCUGGAGUGCGUCCCCCGGCGUUCACACAUUAUCAACAAAGUCACCAAUCUUGAAGUAACAUAAGCAGAAUAGGAGGAUUACGUUUUGGGUAAACGAAGAGGCACUUGGUGAUCAUCUCGCUGACUUAAAUGGCUUUAAGAAGUCAGUGUUUGAGUUUCAAGUUCUUCCUUUUGGCAAAUCUCAUUUCAAUCUGUAACAUUUCCUAAGUGACCUGGACUACUGUCACAUAUUUUUUUAUUGAUUAUAUUGUAUUCAUCAGUAAGAGGAUUUGUAUUAUUGAUGUUCUGUUUGUAAUGCACUAACUUUUACCUGAUGGACGGGGUAGCUGAAGAAAUCCUUGAUUUGUAUGCACAAAGGACAUUUUCUUUCUUUUUUUUACAAUAUCAAUUUGUCUCAUUUUAUUUUUUUUUGGUUUGUACUGAACCACGAGUUGCCAAAUAAAUUACUUUUGAAGACCAUCUUAA